UGAACGAAUAUCUGUUGGGGAUGACGUAAAGUUUAAUCUAUAACUAAAACAAAUCAAUUUGAUUAUUCUAGUACACCGAUUAAUAGAUUAUGUUGACUGAAAUUUUCGUUGGAAUUGUUAAAUAUUUAAAUACUUUUUAAAGAUUUACUUCACAGAGUUUGCGUAAAUCAAAAAGGGGUUAGUUACGCACACAGGAUGAUAGAUUUUUGAUUGUUGAAUCAUCUCCGCGUAAUAGCGAUAAAGAAUUUAUUUGGAAGUUAAAAACAACAUUGAUCAUCCGCAAUGAUAAUCUUAAGUUUAACAAACGUCAACUGUCAACAAAAUCUUCAAAUUUCAAAAAUCAUCGCAAAAAACGUUUAAAUCUUGCACAACAACAUAUUUUGGAGAAGAAGAAAUGUGUAAGAUAAUCAUUAAAAAUGGUAUUGAGUACAGAAUGGUCUCAAGUGGAAGUAAUCGAUUUAAUAAAUGACGGGUCGGGGCUCGGUUUUGGUAUUGUGGGCGGCCGGAGCACCGGGGUCGUCGUCAAAUCUAUUCUACCUGGUGGUUUAGCGGAUAAAGACGCUCGACUACAAAGCGGUGAUCAUAUAAUUCAAAUUGGUGAUGUAAAUUUACGAGGGCUUGGAUCUGAGCAGGUCGCGACCGUUUUAAGACAAGCUGGGUCACAGGUAAGAAUGGUCGUUGCCCGGCCCGUUGAUAUAGCCGUCGAUCUAUCCGAUAGUAUCAUCCCUGUGGUUCCUACAAAAGUUUUAACUGAUCCAGAAGAGUUGGAUCGUCAAUUGUUUCAGAACGGUUACCAACAAAUUUGCACAAACAUUGACUUUGAGGCUGAAUUAAUUGAAACUGAGUCAAAUAUAAAUGAAGAUUAUAACGCCUUGAAUAAUUGUUUGGAACGAGAUGACGAUGUUAUUGAAACUAUAACUAGCAAUACAACUCAAUUAGUUAUUACUCCAGUUGAUAUUGAAUUAGCAUUACCAGAAACGGAACGAUUCGCGGUAAAUUUAACAAAAAAUGAGUUUGGUUUGGGGAUAACGAUAGCUGGUUAUGUUUGCGAAAGGGAAGAUUUGAGUGGAAUUUUUGUAAAAAGUAUUGGAGAGGGAAGUGAGGCUUUUAAAUGUGGUAAAAUUCGAUUGAAUGAUAGGAUAAUUGAGGUGGAUGGAUUUUCUUUGCACAAUCUUACUAAUUAUCAAGCUGUGGAAAAAUUGAAACAAUCAGGCGCGAGCGUCGUUUUGACUUUCGAGAGAUAUUUACGUGGACCAAAGUAUGAACAUUUACAAGAGGCUAUUGCCAGUCAAGAAACUAAAGAUUUAAGUCCUCCAUCGCCUUCCGUUACCACAUUGAGUUGGAUUCCUAUAGAUACAGAGGUACCUAUUGAACCGGAAGGUGAAUCCGUCAUAUCAGUAACUAGCGAAAUUUACGAUACAAAUCCUGAAACGAGGGAAAUUUUUGUCGAAGAAGAUUUCGAAUCAGAACCACAACCCGAUUGUGAAACCGUAACAAAGAAAAAGUGGGAAUCCAUAGUUGGACCGGAACGUGAAAUUGUCGUCGCGCAUCUAACGAAGUUAAAAGGCCUCGGAAUUAGCUUGGAGGGUACUGUAGAUGUUGAGGGUGGUGUUGAGUUGCGACCUCAUCACUACAUCAGAUCAAUUUUACCUGAAGGACCUGUUGGACAAAACGGAAAGUUAAUAUCAGGCGACGAACUAUUAGAAGUAAAUGGUCAAAAAUUGCUUGGUAUCAAACAUAUUGAGGUUGUUAAAAUUUUAAAAGAACUGCCAUCUACAGUUCGUUUGGUUUGUGCUCGAAACAAUGUUCAUAAUCGCGGUGUUAUUAAUACAUCACAAGAUCGUGAAGCUUUCGAAGCCCGAAAUAUUUUAGGCGGAUCGUUAAAGAAUUUACUUCCUGAUCAAAAACAACAACCCGAACAACAACAACAACAACAACGAGUUUUAUUAAAAGCUUUAAGUGAUACCAGUAUUAACACGUCGAGUACAACAACAGCGACGAUAACAACCGAUAAUGAAAGCAACAAUAAUUUGCAAAAAUCCAAAUCGCGUUCUUUAGAAGUUAAUAACUUGGCUAUGUGGUCUGAAGAAGUAGAAACGGUAGAUUUAAAAAAAGGCGAUCGAGGACUUGGUUUUUCAAUUUUAGAUUAUCAGGAUCCGAUCGAUUUGAACGCUACCGUUAUCGUUAUUCGUAGUUUGGUACCGAAUGGUCCGGCUGAACAAGAUGGUCGAUUAAAACCCGGCGAUCGAUUGAUUUCAGUAAAUGGAAAGUCAAUUAAAAACGUUACUCUCGACGAAGCGGUUCAGGCGUUGAAAGGUACGUUACCGGGUAUUGUUUAUUUGGGCGUUUCGAAACCUUUACCUACUGGGAGAUCAAACGAACGUACGGCAUAACAUAAAUAAUUUUUUUAAACGGUGAUAAUACAACUUCAAUAUAAGGUUUAAAAAGUUAUUUAAAGAGCAUUUCGUCGCUUAAUUAUUUUUUUAAACUUGUUAUUUUAUGUUUCCAGCGCUAAAAGUACUGAUAUUUUUAUUUUUCAUUUCAUGAGUGAUUGUUACUUAAUCUUCCAGUACACGAGCUUCAGUCAUACGUGGAUUGUAAGUCCGCAAUUACCAAUAGAAACGAUUUCCGGGCGAAAGAUGUCGUUAAUUAAAACUUAAAUAAAUUAAAAUUUAUUAUCCGAAUUUUAUAACUUAACCCAUUUGCAUUGUAGGCUCACAUAUUUGCUGGAACAACUAAAACUAGAACUAACACGAGAUCUAGAACUAGAAAGAUUCGCGUUUAGCCAUGCGUUUUUUUAAGACCGCUAAAUCCGAAGGUUUCUAGUUUUAGUUCAACAGAAAUAUGCAACAAUCUAGUGCUGAAUAACA
Molecule: messenger RNA, 2870 nt
Organism: Onthophagus taurus
Lineage: Eukaryota; Metazoa; Arthropoda; Insecta; Coleoptera; Scarabaeidae
Product: patj homolog
Molecular function (GO): protein binding
Source: RefSeq, a predicted model, not a curated record